UAUGGGUGCUUUAUUUGCACUUAGCUCUCAUGUCUCAUGCCCUGAGGUGUGCUUCAUUCUGGCCUUUUGGCAGUUCAUUUAGUUUUUUCAUCAACACCAUGGCCUCUGCUACUAGAUCUUUUGGGCGGCAAAAAUGCUGCAAAUCAGACGUUGACAACCAAAGAAAACAAUCUGUCCUUCAAGGUGUCUCUCUUGUUUGUCCUCCAACUUUUAUCCAUUUGAUGAUCUGUUUGGGUCCUAAACCUGUCAGACGUCUAAUUCUGAUUAUUACACGAGCUAUUGUUGUCAUGAAGGGCCUGAAUUUAUUCUUUUCCGUUGUCUGUGUACAAAAAACUCGGUAUCGUGUAAUAACGCUCGGCAAGUUUAAUCAAACUGAGAAUGUAAAUACAAGAAGGAAUGGUUCACUGUAGCCACGUUAGACUGGUCUAAUCAAACCAAUAAUUGAAUCUUAAGAUUGGGUUUUCUCUAAAGUGUAAGAGCCCGCAAAACAAGCCCAUAAAUGCGCCGUAGUUUUCGAGAAACUCCACUUGUUCUAUCUCCCUCCUGUCCUAACAAAAUGAAGAAAAUGGCAAAUACUCAAAUAGCCAGAUCUAAUUCUUAGUAAAAAAUCUCCGGAAACGAAUGAAACAGCAAGUAAACUGAAAGAAAAGGGAUGGCGAGUGGGAACGUGGAGAGCCUGGAUCAGCUGCCUAUGGCCCUUUUGGCUACCAUCAUGACGAAGCUGGAUAUCUCUUCAAUCUGCUCAUUGGCUGUCACAUGCAGAAAUUGCAAUUCCUGUGCUUCUCAUAUCCUCUCUUUUCUUCCCAAUUUCCAUAUCCUUGACAUUUCGCCAUCUAUGGAAUUGAUCAAACCACUGUUGCCACCAAAUCCUUACCUUAAAAGCUUAAAGCUUGAUUGUUGUCAACUUAAUGAUUCAUCCGUUGAGCUAUUACUUCGACCUUCUUUACAGGAACUUUGCUUACGCAAUUGUGCAGAUUUUAGUGGAAAACUACUCUCUGAAAUUGGAUCACGAUGCAAGGACGUAAGGUCUCUCUACUUGGGUUCAGUGGCUGAGAAAAGCGGUCGGGCAAUACAUACUUCUGAUCUGAAGGAACUACUCAGUGGUUGCACCCAAUUAGAAGCAAUUAGUCUGAUGUUUGACAUAUCACUAUUUCUUCGUCAUAACGUUGCUCGGAUUUGGGCUUUAGCUUCAGAAAAGCUCACUUCUCUUGAGGUUGGCUACGUAUCUUCGGUCACAGUGACUGAACUGCUUAGCCCCAAUGUUGGACCACAUCAGUGCCUAAAUCAAGUUCGACCAUCUAUAUUGCCUGGCAUCCACAAAUUAUCGCUUUUUGUAGAUUAUAUUACAGAUACUAUGGUCGGUACAAUCUCAAAAGGUCUCGUCUUAUUGACACACUUGGAACUUCGAGAUGCACCCCUCAUAGAACCAAGAGUUACAUUUGAUCUUACCAACUCUGGCCUUCAACAAAUCAAUCACCAUGGGAGAUUGAAACAUCUUUCUCUUGUCAGGAGCCAGGAGUUCCUCAUUACUUACUUUAAGCGAGUUAAUGAUCUUGGGGUCCUACUUAUGGCUGACGAGUGUGAGAACAUCGAAAGCAUUUGCCUUGGUGGCUUUUGUCGUGUUACAGAUACAGGGUUUAAGACAAUUUUGCAUUCUUGCUCAAACCUGUACAAGCUUAAGGUGUCCCAUGGAUCCCAGUUGACUGAUCUGGUUUUUCAUGACAUUGCUGCAACUUCCCUUUCUUUGACUCAUGUUAGCUUGAGAUGGUGUAAUCUUCUAACCAACCAGGCCAUCAGGAGUUUGGUCUGCAACAUAGGUCUCAAAGUUCUUGACUUGAGAAGCUGCAAAAAUCUUGGGGAUGAAGCCCUACCAGCUAUCGGCUCUCUCUGUGAAUUGAAGACGUUACUGUUGGAUGGCUCUGAUAUAACCGAUGUAGGAAUUGCAAACUUACGAUAUGGCGUUUUUAGCUCAUUGGUUUCAUUAUCUGUUAGAGGAUGCAAGAAACUUACAGAUAAAUGUUUAUCUGUUCUAUUUAAUGGCUCUUCUAAACUGGAGUUGCAAGAGCUGGACCUAUCUAAUCUUCCUAAUCUCUCUGAUAACGGAGUUUUAGCUCUUGCAAAAAGUCAGGUUCCAAUUUCUGAACUCCGAAUGCGACAUUGUCCACUCAUAGGUGACACUUCAGUCAUGGCACUAGCCUCAAUGCGGGUUGAUGGUGACAGAGGGCAUGGUAGUAGUUUGCGAUUGUUGGAUCUUUACAACUGUGGUGGCAUUACACAACUUUCAUUCCGGUGGUUGAAGAAACCUUAUUUUCCAAGAUUGAGAUGGCUAGGUGUGACGGGGAGUGUAAAUAGAGACAUUGUAGAUGCUUUAGCUAGGAAUAGACCAUUCAUGCAUGUUGCCUGCUGUGGUGAGGAACUAGGGACUGACCCGUUGAACAACUUAGAUGGUUCAUACGUGCACAACUAUGAGGAGUUGGAUGAACUUGAACAGUGGCUUCAGGAAGGAGAGGGUGAGAGUGGUGAGGAAGAGAUGGAGGAUGCUGAUGAUGAUGCAGAUGUGCUGUUCGAAUAAUUCCUGUAUGUAUAUUUACUCUGUACUGUAACUAGCUACUGGUGGAUGCGCUGUUAGCUCAUUAUAAACAUUUGCCGGACAUAUGUUACUGUGGUUAUGUUAUUUGUAAUUUUUGCUUCCGUGCUAGUUUUCAAAAUGCAGCAAGUUCUCUUUGAAUCGGACCAGCAGUUAAAGGAUUCAGAGAACUAUAUUUGUGUCAAGCAAUUUUUGGUCUCUUGGAUAACCUGACCUCAUUGGUUUUGCUUGAUGAUAAGCAUAUAGCAAAUGGAAUCAUGAAUCAUAAAGAUGCCAUGUAUUUCAAGUUAUAGAAUUUCCUUUUUCUUUUUUCACAUCUAGAAAUUCAAGUGUGACAUUGAAUAUUGCCACAGGAACGUCCAUUCCAACUUCCCAGGGCUGAUGAAUGUGUCAUGGCUGCUAAUGUUUCCGCGGAGGUCCUGAAUUCUAGGCUUCCAUCCCAUUCCCAUGAAUGCUGUCAGUUUUGCUGUCAUUUGCUACAAUGUGAUGGCCACAGAAACUGAUGUUAUCUACCUUUCUAUGCGUUAAUGAUAUUCGUUGGACAUCAAGGAGUUGGUUCUGAUGUACCACGACAUUCCGACUUUAUUUCCUACCUGAAAUGAUGAAAUUGAACGUGAACCAGUGAAAUUCUAGCCUCAGCUCAAGAUAGGACUCUUCUAACCGGUUGCAUUAGCAGUAGUUCGGAAAUGUCUCCAGAAAGUACAAACAUUGAUUUGGUUUUCAAGUCUUAUCCAUUUAAUCCUCAACUAAUUGAGAUUCAAUCAAGUUCAUGAAUCUAGGUAAAAACUGUUGUGGGCCUUAGUGAUGAGGUGGGUAAAAAAUUUGGUGGGCCAUUCCCAUUUAAUCGGAAUCCAUUUUCUUGUGGUCCAUUCCUCUUGUCAAACUACGUUGCCUGGGAUACAUGUCCCUGGAAGCCAUUGGAGGAGCUCAAUACCUCUAUUAAAGAAAACAAAGCAUGGGGUUGACUUCCAAUAUCAAGUGCAUUCUUUCGAUAUUAAACAAAUAAAUCACAAAAAUAAUAAAAUUUGUUCAUGUUUAAUUCGUUUACAUCCCAAUUCUCAUAAUAUUCCUCUUUUAUCUACACAAAUUACAGAGGACAGAUAAAGCAGGCUGAUUUUUGGAAUUCCUCCAUGUUUGGAGAAGACUGGACCACGAGCCUAAUAACAUUACACCAUCUAGGGUUUUAAUACUAAUGGAUCAGCAACAGUAAACAAAAUCUUUGAGAUUUCUAUAUCUUUUUAUGUAUAUUCUUCAAACAUUGGAAUUGCUUUAUUCUGCCAAACUUCCCACCGGGCGUUGGCCCAUCUUAGGUUGUAUUUGCCAG
Molecule: messenger RNA, 3911 nt
Organism: Durio zibethinus
Lineage: Eukaryota; Viridiplantae; Streptophyta; Magnoliopsida; Malvales; Malvaceae
Product: F-box/LRR-repeat protein 10-like
Biological process (GO): SCF-dependent proteasomal ubiquitin-dependent protein catabolic process
Cellular component (GO): SCF ubiquitin ligase complex
Molecular function (GO): protein binding
Source: RefSeq, a predicted model, not a curated record